AUGUCGACUCUCACGCGCGCAUUUACCAAGCGCCACAAGCGGCCCGAAGUGUCGGCGCCCAUGCCGUAUCGCGAGGAGAAGCCCAAGGGUCAUGCACGAUUCAAUUCUGGCUCCAUCAAGCGUAGCAAUAUCUCUGGCCCUGUUCAGCUCAUCUCCACCACCAACAUGCUGGCUUACAACGCUCCCGAUCUGAGCUCGAUGGCGCAGUCCCCGCAUUCUUCUGCUUCAUCGAUGCGAUCGCGGGACGAUUCCGAUAUUGCCGUAUCGCCCCACAGCUACUCCUCGUCCAUCACCACCCCCGACCUUUCUCAGAACACUUCUCCCAUCGAUGGCAGCCCAGGUUCUUACUUCCCCAAGCGGUCGGCAACUGUGACUAGCGGCCCACGCUCCUCCACUACAUCGGCCUCAUCAACGGAUGCUCCAUUGGUUCCUACUCGAGCUCUCUCGCAUACCAAACGAUCUCACCAGGACCUUGCACGCAAGCGCUCCCAGUCCAGAAAUUCGCCCCCGACUCUGAAUGCACCGCGCAGCAACCCUACGCUUGGGGCAUCUCUAGAGACUUUCAAGCCUGCGCCCGAGUCGCAUCCAUUCAGCAAAGAGUUAGCGCAGGUUAAUGAGGUGGCCGAGGAGUUUGGCGGCCCCCAUGUUCUGGACGAGGAGGAGCUUUACCUUACUCGCAAGGGACUACACAAGUUCACAGUCGACGACUACCUUGCCGAAAUCGAGGAGGUAUAUGGAAGUGUCUUUGACAACAAGCUUGGACCCAUUAGUGCGGGUCCGUGGCUGUGA
Messenger RNA from Penicillium pulvis, 789 nucleotides. RefSeq lists its product as uncharacterized. The record is from RefSeq and is a predicted model, not a curated record. The transcript has a single exon. Lineage: Eukaryota; Fungi; Ascomycota; Eurotiomycetes; Eurotiales; Aspergillaceae. The coding region runs from base 1 to 789 and encodes 262 amino acids.